Mucor velutinosus is the source of this 1338-nucleotide messenger RNA. RefSeq names its product Lipoyl synthase, mitochondrial (Lipoate synthase) (LS) (Lip-syn) (Lipoic acid synthase). The record is from RefSeq and is a predicted model, not a curated record. The transcript is spliced from 9 exons. Gene Ontology annotation, cellular component: nucleus. Bases 1 to 1338 code for a protein of 445 amino acids. Lineage: Eukaryota; Fungi; Mucoromycota; Mucoromycetes; Mucorales; Mucoraceae.
AUGAACAGACAGCCUCAGUAUAUUGUCGUUAAUGGUGGAAAGAAAAAGAAAGCUGUUGCUGUUGCUCCUCUGCCAAAGAAGAGUAAUAUGGACAUGGACAAGGAGGAAGAUGUAUGGCCAACCAGUCUCAAGGAAUAUGUAGCAAACGCUUUCUCAAACUGCUUGCCCAAUAUGAAGACAACAUUGGAGACGCAAUUGAAAGCAAUCAUCAAGCAGGCCAAAAACACUAAUAUGAUGGACGUGAUUGAUUGGAACAGUCGAGACUUACCAAGUGCAUGUAUAACAACAAAUAAUCCCAAUGGAGUAGAUUUAUUUCACAAGCAAGCCAAGAUAGGGACGAAAAAGACAGCAUCGACGAUAGGAAACAUAGAAUUAACGCCUGCCGAAGAAAGAAAGAGACAGCUUAGAGCCAUGCGAUUUCAAAACGAUGUGCCAGCAACACCUGCCACGGUGGAACCAGCGAGAAAGAAGAAGAAGGCAUUUACACCCAUUGUGUGGGGGAAUGAAGCAGAGGCGGAUAUGAAUGAUGUGAUUGUUGGAACCAGCACUGAAUUAGAGAAGCCCUACUUUAGACUGACAUCGGCUGCUGAUCCAGCAACAGUGAGACCGCUGAAUAUUCUCAAGAAGGCUUUCAAGAUGCUGCGACAAAAGUGGAGAGAGGAUGGAAAUUAUUCAUAUAUCUGCGAGCAACUAAAGUCCAUGCGACAGGAUCUGACUGUACAAAGAAUCCGCACAGAAUUCACAGUUCGAGUAUAUGAAACCCAUGCUAGGAUCGCACUAGAAAAGGGAGAUAUUGGAGAAUACAAUCAAUGCCAAACACAACUGAAAUACCUUUACGAACAAAAUAUCCCUGGUUGUGAAGACGAAUUUUUGGCAUAUCGAAUCCUGUACAUGUUAUUUUCUCAGAAUCAAUCGGAUAUCAAUGCCAUGCUGGAAGAAAUGUGCGAUGUAGGAUUACAAAACCAUGCUGAAUGUGUGCGACAUGCUUUGAUGGUGCGAUCUGCAUUAGCGAAAGGAAACUAUCACAAAUUCUUUAGGUUGUAUGAAACGGCACCCAACAUGGGAGGCUACUUAUUGGAUCAGUUUGUAGGCAGAAAGCGAAUCGAUGCAUUGAUAGUGAUCUGUAAAGUUUACAAGAUGGGCAUUUCGUUGGCGUAUGUUGCAAAGGAAUUGUCAUUUGAUAGUGUCAAGAAGCUUGCCAAGUUCCUUCGCGAGCACGGCAUCAAGCAGCUGGCUAGCAAGAGCAAAGACGCAAUGCUGGACACAAGGACAGCUCUUCCUGUGUUGAUGGCACAGAGCAAAAACUACAAUAAGGUGGACAUCAAGGGGCAGAUUUAG